CCAUUAUCUUAUAGUAGUCCCCGUUUUAUUUACUGCGUGUCGAGACUUAAAUUUAAAUUUUUUUGAUGACUGGCAUAAGCGCGAGUGCACGAGUUAAAAUAACUAGAAAGACUUCACAAGCGGUAAACCCAGCAAGCAAUCCAGCUGACAAGAUGUGUGACCGCAAGGCGGUGAUCAAGAAUGCUGACAUGAGUGAGGAGAUGCAGCAAGAUGCUGUGGACUGUGCCACGCAGGCACUUGAGAAAUUCAACAUUGAGAAAGACAUAGCAGCAUUUAUCAAGAAGGAGUUUGACAAGAAGUACAACCCAACAUGGCAUUGCAUCGUGGGCCGCAACUUCGGCUCCUAUGUGACGCAUGAGACCCGCCACUUCAUCUACUUUUACCUGGGCCAGGUUGCAAUACUGCUCUUUAAGAGCGGCUAGGCUGUGCCCAGCGGCCUUAGUGUAAGCUUUCCAGUAAACCAAUGUGACACUGGAGUUGGCUUAAAGCUGACUGUACAUUAGCUUCUAUCUCUUGUUUUAAUUUAUUUGCAUUGGCUCCACAUGCAAGUGUAAUGAUCUAGUCGCUAUAGCAGCUGAUUUUUCAAACAUAAUCUCAGGGCUAAUGGGUAGCUUAUGCCACAUGUUCAGUCAUCCAAGCAUUAGGGUUGCCAUUGGUAACCUAUGAAACUAAAGUGUGGGGUGGUUGGUGGAUUAAGUGAUAAGUAUUCCAAAAGAUAGUAGCCAAUAUACAGCCAGCAAACACAACUUGUCACUUUGUAUGGAAGGUCAAACAUAAUGUUUAAACUUCCAUAUAAAGGCGCGCGUUUACUCAACUCCAGUGUCACAUUUGUCAUCUUGAAAUCUUAUACAAGGAUCCGAGAUCAAUCUAAAUUUUUUGUUGUUAGUGAUGCAUCCAGCCAGCUGUCCCCAGACAUGCUAUCUAUUGUAUAGAACUUUACAUUCCUACCUGUAGGUAGUAGUCCUACACACAGACUAAAGGGAAAUUGGUAGACAGAAAGAUGUGCCUCCAAUGUAUGAAUAAAUUCUAUGACAUUCUAGUAUAGCCCAGAGAGUCCAAUUUAAAAAACUUAAAUAGAUAUGCAGUUUGCAAUCUGAAUUUAAAACUAAAUAGUGCGCAAUUAACUUUCAAAACAUCUAAUAAAAACAGUCUUUUGUACCACUUGAUUUGUAAUGAUUGGCUCUGUUUCUUAAAAACUGACAAUAAUUCAUUGAUAAAUAAGGUGCAAUUCAGAAACUAUAACCCAAUUGACAUAAUUAGUAAUGCACCUCAAUUUGAAUCCAGCUUCACAAAUAACUGGUGGGUAAACACGCUUUGUUGUGGCUUCACGUUUUGGUUGUGCUGGCUUUGCCCAUCUUCUUUAGUCUGUGGUCCAUUGGUUCUCUGAUAGUGUAACGCCUGGGCCGACGGUGCGAGAGGUGUGUGUGUGUGUGUGUGUAUGAAUGACUCACGAGCCUUUAUUUAAUGCUGGACAUGCCGUGUUGAUCUCCACACUAGAGGGAGCCACACACGCAACUUUUUUCAAACCUGCAGGAUUUAAUGAAGACUUACAUUGAGUCAGUUCAUAAUGCUUAAAUGCUGAUUCAGUACUGAAAGCGUGUAAGUAAAUUCUAGUCAGUACUGACGCCGCAAUAUUUCUCCUACUGACUUUGUAACUUCUGUAAAUCUAUUAUUAUUCUAGCCUAUAUAAGUCUCAGUGCAGUUCUUGCUUCACGUAAAACUUUACAUUGAGCUAGUCACUGACUUAAAAAAUAAUAUUAUUUGUAAAUCUUAACAUUGGUCAGUACUGUCGAUAAUGUAAGCUAGCUCUAAUGUAACAAAUAUUUUUACUAACUACUAUAAAUUAUGGACACUAAAAUGUAAUGUACUUCUGCGUGCAGCCACACUGACCAGUUACUGACUCAAUGUAAUUUGCCUUUAGGUUUUACUUACUGUUUUUGUUAUCAUGUGGCAUCCCAUGCUCCCGGCGCACGAUGUAUGUAUGUACUGUUAGCUACUUUAAGAACAUAAUAUUACUUGGGUAAACACAUCUAGUGUAUUUAUAUUAAAUGGAAAUUUAUUUAAUUAUUCCUAGACUAUACCUAGCAUAGAGUAAAGUCAUAUGUUAGUACUUAUCUAAAUUUAUUGUUUAGUUUCUUUGUUAAUAUAUUCACUGGAGACCUUUUCAAAACUUCUAAUAAUUAAUUAAACUUUCUUACAAACCA
Messenger RNA from Pararge aegeria (speckled wood butterfly), 2204 nucleotides. Its product is annotated as dynein light chain 2, cytoplasmic. Gene Ontology annotation, molecular function: dynein intermediate chain binding; dynein light intermediate chain binding. The record is from RefSeq and is a predicted model, not a curated record. Gene Ontology annotation, cellular component: cytoplasmic dynein complex. Gene Ontology annotation, biological process: cilium assembly; microtubule-based process. Bases 66 to 422 code for a protein of 118 amino acids. Lineage: Eukaryota; Metazoa; Arthropoda; Insecta; Lepidoptera; Nymphalidae. The transcript is spliced from 3 exons.